GAGACCCAGAGAAGAAGGAUGAAGGUGACGGUGACAGUAAGUUCAAUCUUAAAUGUAAAAGCGUUCCUCAUGAUGAUCGGGCUUGUUCCAGUCCUGCACCACGUUCUGACCCUCUCAAUUCCAGGACCCAGGGUCACGUACAUACCUCCGACGCUGCCGGACGAUGAAGACUCCAUUUUUUCCCACUACGAGUCGGGAAUCAACUUUGACAAGUACGACGACAUCCUGGUGGACGUCAGUGGAACAAACCCUCCCCAAGCGAUCAUGACCUUUGAAGAAGCCGCCCUGUGUGAGACCCUGAGCAGAAACGUCAGCAAGUCUGGGUACGUGAAGCCGACUCCGGUGCAGAAACACGGCAUCCCCAUCAUCUCUGCUGGCAGAGACAUCAUGGCCUGCGCCCAGACUGGAUCUGGUAAAACGGCGGCCUUCCUGCUGCCCAUCCUGCAGCAGCUGAUGGCCGACGGCGUGGCAGCGAGUCGCUUCAGUGAGAUCCAGGAGCCUGAAGCCGUCAUCGUGGCUCCAACCAGAGAACUCAUCAACCAGAUCUUCCUGGAGGCCAGGAAGUUUGCCUUUGGGACGUGUGUCCGUCCGGUCGUAGUUUAUGGAGGCGUCAGCACCCAGCACCAGAUCAGAGAGAUCUCCAGGGGAUGUAACGUUCUGUGUGGAACACCAGGACGGCUGCUGGAUGUGAUUGAAAGAGGAAAGGUUGGGCUCAGUAAGGUGCGCUACCUGGUUCUGGAUGAGGCCGACCGGAUGCUGGAUAUGGGCUUUGAACCCGACAUGCGCCGCCUGGUGGCCUCCCCUGGAAUGCCGAGUAAAGAGAGCCGUCAGACUCUGAUGUUCAGCGCCACCUACCCUGAAGACAUCCAGAGGAUGGCGGCGGACUUCCUGAAGACCGACUACCUGUUCCUGGCUGUGGGGGUGGUGGGCGGAGCCUGCAGCGACGUGGAGCAGACGCUGAUGCAGGUCACCAAGUUCUCCAAGAGGGAGCAGCUUCUGGACCUCCUCAGGACCACAGGAAUGGAGCGCACCAUGGUGUUUGUGGAGACCAAGAGACAAGCAGAUUUCAUCGCAGCUUUCUUGUGCCAGGAGAAAGUUCCAACUACCAGCAUCCAUGGCGACCGGGAGCAGCGGGAGCGAGAGCUGGCUCUGGCAGACUUCCGCUCCGGCAAAUGUCCCAUCCUGGUGGCCACCUCGGUCGCUGCUCGGGGUCUGGACAUUCCAGAUGUGCAGCACGUGGUCAACUUUGACCUUCCUAACAACAUAGACGAGUACGUCCACCGUAUUGGGAGAACUGGGCGCUGUGGGAACACUGGCAGAGCGGUGUCCUUCUACGACCCGGACACUGAUAACCAGCUGGCCCGGGCUCUGGUCACCAUCCUGUCCCAGGCCCAGCAGGAGGUUCCUUCCUGGCUAGAAGAGGGUGCGUUCAGUGGCCACGGUUCCUCCAGCUUCAGCACCCCCAGACACAAGACUUUUGCCUCCACAGACUCCAGGAAGGGUCAACAUCCAGGAUCUUUCCAGGACAACGCUGUGAAGAACCAGCCACCGGCUCCGGCUGCAGCUGAUGAAGAGGACUGGGAGUGAAAAACAGGACGAGGAGGAGACGAGACUGAUCUGAGUUGAUUUUCUUUGCGGUGUUCAGCUUGUUGUGUUUUUGUUGUUUUUGUUUGGAGCCGGAUUGUUUCUCGGGCUGGACAAAGGUAGUGUCAGUGUUGUGUUAAAAAGGAAGCAGCUGUUCUGUAUAAACUGGAUUUGUUCAGUCUGAACUGGCAUAAUGUGGAUUUUUCUUACUAGCAUCACCUGCAUUAACGUGGUGAAACUGUCUGACAUUAAGUCCCAGCUUUAAU
Molecule: messenger RNA, 1850 nt
Organism: Acanthochromis polyacanthus (spiny chromis)
Lineage: Eukaryota; Metazoa; Chordata; Actinopteri; Pomacentridae
Gene: ddx4
Product: DEAD (Asp-Glu-Ala-Asp) box polypeptide 4
Exons: 10
Coding region: 19-1587 (522 amino acids)
Biological process (GO): gamete generation; cell differentiation
Cellular component (GO): P granule; nucleus
Molecular function (GO): ATP binding; RNA helicase activity; RNA binding
Source: RefSeq, a predicted model, not a curated record